This is a messenger RNA of Ilex paraguariensis (yerba mate), 228 nucleotides long. The record is from the annotation of a GenBank genome assembly. Lineage: Eukaryota; Viridiplantae; Streptophyta; Magnoliopsida; Aquifoliales; Aquifoliaceae.
AUGCCAAGCGGUGCUAGAGGUGAGGUAGAAGCGGACGCCAGUGGGCUAGGCAACAUGGAAGGCCCUAGUGGAGGUGGAGACGCACUAGACAACGUUAGUGAAGGCGCAGGAGGUGACGUAGGCAUUGGAGGAGAGGACCCAAGUGGCAUCGGCAGGCACCCACUCUCACAAAGGCAUGAAGAGGAAUACUAUACCAGAUUCACAGCAAGGCAAGGGAACUACAAAUAG